AUGAAGCUAACGAGUUCAAAUAAACCUUCUGAUAUCUUUAAGCAUAAACAAAGAAGAAAAAAUAGGCGUGAAAUCCCCACAAGAUUCAGCCUUGACACCUUAAAGUAUCAGUCCAACAGCAUGGCAUACAACGAAGAGAUAAGGCAUCACUCUUUAAAUCCUGAAGAUAACUUCCUACGUGAAAGAAAACCGCGGUCUGCUUCUUCAGAAAGCAGCAAGACUGAGGGUCUUAUCGUAUCUCCCGAAGAUCAUUUUCUCACACAAACACUUAACUUAGUGGACAAACUGCAGGCUAACCCAGAACCAUGUAAUAUCCCAGGAAAGAGAAUCAUAAUCUUGAAAACCCAAAAGUUCAAACCAGACCAAUUCUUCCCUGUGUUUAUGGAGGAGGUGAAGAGAACUGUGCAGAUAGCCAACACAAUCAAUGAUCUACUUCUGUACACGAAAUCUCCACCUGAGUCAUUCCUGGAUAUGUUCUUCGCCAUGACUCAAUCGCUUGUAGAAACCGGACCUUUAGUUACAGGUUGUGCCAUAGCGUUCAACCUCAUGUCUACUGCACCUCCUUCAUUGUCCCCAGCUACGUCUCAAAGCUCACCAACAUCAAGAUCGUCCCAACCAUCUUAUGAGCUGCAGUCACUGUUCCCUUACUCCUACCGGUCGCGAGAUGGAUCUGUUGUAGUUACGGACCUCUCCAGACUGUACAAGCCACAGACAACAACGUGGUUCUCGGUUCAUGUCAACAAGUCAACAGAAAGCCUCCUGAAGACGCGAAACAGAAUAUACGCCAACAAAACGGACGUAGGCAACGUGACAUCUUUCAAUGCUAAAUGGAACAAAACAGUUUCAGUCACAGCGGAGGAUGGCUAUUGGGCUACGCCCUAUUACGACUGCCUUUUGCGAAGUUGGGUCAUUCAGUAUUCAAUCCCAUUCUACCAGCUGAAAGGAGUAACACCGGAAUUCAAAGGUGUCGUCCUGUUGGAGGCCAACUUUGAAGCCAUUCAAAUCAAUCAAUGCGCUAACGAUGGCUCCCUCUUCUCGAACACUCAUCGUUGCAGACGAGCAUCUACAGAGUUUAACUGCUUGCUCAUGACGACGCCAUCUUCACCCUCCACGCCACAGAGUGCGGAGGUUGAACCCAUUGUGGCGUAUGACAUUUUAGUUCGUGGGAUUCCUCUGGGUAUUCAAAGUUUUUGCAUGACCGUUUCUGUUGUCAUAGGAACGGUCAUCAUCUGUUUGAGGAAAACAAAGGUGAUGAGAUCCAGUAUAUGGAUCCUUUUGGAAAUGCUUUUAUUUGGAGCUAUUUUACUUUAUGCCACAGUAGUCAUACAGUACUUUGAGCCGACCACAACAACAUGUUUACUGCUGCCCUGGUUUAGAGAGGUUGGUUUUGCUGUGGUCUAUGGGGUUCUGGUGCUGAAAAUUUACAG
Molecule: messenger RNA, 1427 nt
Organism: Candidula unifasciata
Lineage: Eukaryota; Metazoa; Mollusca; Gastropoda; Stylommatophora; Geomitridae
Source: the annotation of a GenBank genome assembly